AAGCAGUUUCGCUUGUCAGUUGUCAUUAUCAGCUGUCGCUUCAAAAUACCGACAUCGGGGUUAUUAUUUGAUCAACUUUCAUUAUAUUAGUUUUUGUCCAAAACAAGACAGAUAAUGGCUACCAAGGUUGCUGUGGUUACCGGUGGAAAUAAGGGAAUUGGAUUCGCUAUAGUCCGCGGACUGUGCAAACGUUUCGAUGGCGUAGUUUACCUUACUUCGCGAGAUAUCAACCGAGGUACGAACGCCGUUGCUGAACUCAACAAGGAAGGUUUAAACCCUAAAUAUCACCAGCUAGACACCACAGAUCCAAGGAGUAUUGAAGUUUUCCGCGAUUACAUCAAGGGAAAUUAUGGUGGAUUGGAUGUUUUAGUCAACAACGCCGCUAUAGCGUUUAAGAAUAAUGCUCCAGAACCUGUGGCUGUGCAGGCUGAACAAACGCUGGCCGUUAAUUACUUCGCAGUUUUAUCAACUUGCGAAUUAUUGUUUCCGAUUUUGAGAAACGGAGCCAGAGUUGUGAAUGUUUCGAGUUCGUGUGGUCAUUUGAGUAAUAUUCCGAGUGCAGACUUAAGAAAUCGCCUGAAAGAUCCUAGUUUGACUAUUAAUGAGCUUUCGGAUUUGAUGCGGCAGUAUAUAGAGGCAGCGAAGCAAAACACGCAUGCAUCGAAGUGGGGCAACUCCUCGUAUGUGGUCUCGAAAGUUGGAUUGACUGCAUUGUCUAUGAUCCAACAGAGAAUGCUCAAUGAUAAAGAUAUAAAAGUCAAUGCAGUGCAUCCUGGAUAUGUUGACACAGAUAUGACAUCUCAUAAAGGCAUACUCACAAUUGAUCAAGGGGCAGAUGCCCCACUAUUUCUGGCUCUGGAUGCCCCCGAUUCUGUGAAGGGGCAAUAUGUCUGGUCGGACAGGAGGAUUGUAAACUGGGAUGGGCCACACCCAUAAAAAUAAACUUUUAAACUUGUUGUUUCAUGGAAAUUGUUGAAGCUUUAUUCUUUGUAUUUUGUAUAAAUUAAGGAAAACUUUUUACAUAUUUUGCUAUUCAAUUUAAUAAAUCUGUUUUUAUAUUAUUC
This is a messenger RNA of Zerene cesonia (dogface butterfly), 1064 nucleotides long. RefSeq names its product carbonyl reductase [NADPH] 3-like. The record is from RefSeq and is a predicted model, not a curated record. The transcript has 2 exons. Gene Ontology annotation, molecular function: carbonyl reductase (NADPH) activity. NCBI's taxonomy places the organism in Eukaryota, Metazoa, Arthropoda, Insecta, Lepidoptera, Pieridae. Bases 115 to 936 code for a protein of 273 amino acids.